UGAUGCGGCGCGUGUGACAAAUACUAGCCUGAUGACUAAUCAGACUAGCAAGAGCGUCCCGGACUCUGGGAUUCAUGGCGGCGGCGGCGGCGUCUCGCCGCGCCAAGGGUUUGAAGAUGGUGAUGCGGUUAGUCUUCCAACUUCUAUGGCUGUUCUCCUUCUAUUCCUCGCCGCGGAAAGCGUUUCACAUUUUUCCCGCCGACGUCGGGAAGGCGGGAACGGUGCACGUGAACGGUGCUGAAGUCGGCGUGCCAAGAAGCAACACAAGAUUAGAACUCUCACGGAAGAUUCCUUACAAUGAUGAGGUUGAGGUUAUGGGCGUUCGUCUCCGGUCGCAGUUCGACGGGGAAAAGGGAUCUCGAUCCGGCGAUUCGAUCCGAGGAAGGGGGCAGCUUCCCGAGGUGGGCGAAGAGUUGCUGUCCAUUCGCCGAUCUCGAUCCCGAUCCCGAGCCCGAUUUCGAUCACGAUCACGAUGUCGAUCUCGGUCUGGAUCUCGAUCGAUGGCCUCUGGGUUGUCGCCCGAUGGAUUAAGACGUGUUGAUUCAGGAGAGGACAACUCUCGGCAUGUGGUCUCGUUGGCUGACGUCAACGAACCACAUGCACCCAGGCAAGCCAUCGACAACAACGUCCGCUGCUUCGGCCGAUCUCGAUUUCGAUCCCGAUUUCGAUCACGAGCACGAUCUCGAUCUCGGUCUGCAUCUCGAUCUGGAUCUCGAUCGAUGGCCUCUGGGUUGUCGCCCGAUGGAUCAAGACGUGUUGAUUCAGGAGAGGGCAACUUUCGGCACGUGGUCUCGUCUGCUGACGUCAACGAACCACAUGCACCCAGGCAAGCCAUCGACGACAACGUCCGCCGCUUCGGCUGCGAAAGCGGGAGGACGUUGCAAUGCGGAGUGGAUUCGAUUCCCGCCAAAACGUCGGCGCGCAAGGAGGAGAGAAAGAGAAGAAUAGGCCGCAGCAGCUCGUUCCGACACGUGGCAUCGAAGGCGUCUGCCGGUGCGAGAGAGAGAAGACCCAGCUAUGGCGGUCAGAAGCUUCGCUGGGACGAGCACGUGGCAUCGAAGGCAUCGCACGCACAUCGGCGAGUCGACUUUGAUCAUAGUCGACUCGCUGACGUGCGCGCGAUGCCGAAGCAGAUCGGUGCGCAGAGGAUGACAACAAGGACAGAUAUGGCGGAGAACAACAACGAUUCGACAUCCGUCUUCAUCAGGAAAGGAUCGAUUGAUGAAGACGACGGUGGUGGUAGAUUAGAACGCGACCAGUUUGAACGGAGCGAUGGCGAUCGACCGAAGAAGAAGAAGACAACGAGGACGAAAGAGAGAAAGAGAAAGAGGAGCUGGAUGACGACUACCAACGGGGCGGCGAUGGCCGACACGAGUGACGAAGAUGGUGAUGUAGACGACGGUAUGGUAGCCGCCUUCAUUCAAAGACGGAAGCAAGCGAUGGCCGAGAUGCAGAAGACGGUGAUGAACGCAAAAGAAGAAGUACUGCAGCUGCCGGCGCAGCAGCCGUUGGAUCUUGCAAGUCAUCCUGCAACGUUGAUUCAGAAUCAGAUCGAAGCUUCUUCCACCUUUCUUCUGGGAACUGCCGCGGGCGCUUCAGCUCUCCAACGCCUGUUAGCGUUGACCAUCCCGUUUGACCAGCAGCAGAGUUUAGCGAGACUCGAAUCAUCGGCAUCGUUUCACUCCGCCAUCGCCGACAUUCCCUUCUCUCAGCUUGCUAAUAGAGCUCGCACUGCUUCCGUAGGCGACAGCAGAAGAGUGGGAGUGGCUAUGGCGUUCGAGAAAGUGGCUAUGACGUCCGAGGAGUCGCUCUAUAAGCGGCCAUCUGCAUUUGGCUCUCAAGAUGUGGUCUCGGUGAAGAGGAGCAGCAGCAGGAGCAGGGGGAUAAUGCCGGGAUCACGAUUCGGAAGGUCGUUAUUGCAAGCGGUCUCCUCCUCCUCAUCGGGAUCUGGAAGCAUAGCGCCAAGCGCGAGCGGGCUAUGUCCGCCGACAGCUGUCACGUCCUCCCUUCAUGACUUCGAGUGCAUGUCGGACAUCGGGCCAGGUGUCUCGUUCCACUGGAGCAUGCCUGCUGUGGUCCCUCUGGACGAGCGUCAAGACCAGGUACGUCCAGACCAGAUUGCGAGGAUGGCGUUCCAGGUGGAGAGGACGGUCUUCUGGUUGGCCGUUGGCUGGUCGCCUAACGGUCAAAUGGCUGGAGACUGCGUGAUCUACGUGGCAGAUACCAAGUCAGUACAGCCUUGCAGCAUUGUGGCAAAGAGCAGGGAUGGCAUCGUCCAUAGCCAAAACUUCGAGGUGUUGGAUUGGUCCGUCGAGGAGACGACGGGCGUGACGACGCUCAGGUUCGGUCGCAGGUUUGGCGAUGGCGACGUCAAGCUCUCCCCCACCGGUCCCAACAGGAUGAUCUGGGCCCAUUCCGAAGACGGCGCCUCCGACUUCCAGUCCCACGGCUCGUACGCCGGCAGCUUUCGAGUUGACUUCAACACCGGAUCGGUCAACGGCAUUUCGACGGUCAACGCCGGCGAGCGGCCCGAUGACGUCAACAUAAACCUGUUCGUGGUGCAUGGCUGUCUGAUGUGGGCGGCGUUCGCGGUGAUCUUCCCCCUGGGCGUGUUUCUCGCCCGUUAUGGAAAGCGGCUGACAGCUGCAUGGCUGCAAGUCCACGUGACGUUCCAGCUCGUUGCAUGCAUCGUCUCCACCAUCUCGGCGAUCCUGGCGAUGGCGACGUUCCAUGCGCUGAACGGAUUGCAUGGCCGCCUCGGACUGGUCGUCAUGGUCUGCGUUUGGGUCCAGCCGGUCGUUGGAAUGGCCCGGCCGGACGUCGGAACCGUGCUCAGACUGCCCUGGCACAUCCUCCACUGGGGCUUUGGCACAGCCGCGGUGUUCUUAGGUGUGGUGAAUGUCUUUUUCGGGAUAAAUGCUCUCGCAUCGAGGACGCAGGUCAAGAUCCCGACGAUAUGGACCAUCAUCUUCGCUGUCCAAAUAGGUUUCUUCUUCUUUAUGUACCUCUUUUUACGGGAAUGGAGAUACAUGCGUCGACAGAUCGAACCGCCUCCACCGCAAGCUCCUACUUCUACUUCUUCUUCUUCAUCGUCUGAACACCCAAAGCCAGAAGGAGAAGAACCGCCAGCCAUUACUGUCGUUGAUUUCCAAACGCACCCAGAGUCUGAGCAGUUUGAAAUAGCAUAGCAUAGCAUAGCAUAGUAGAGCAUGACAUAGCAUAGCAUCACUGAGAUGA
Molecule: messenger RNA, 3237 nt
Organism: Chara braunii
Lineage: Eukaryota; Viridiplantae; Streptophyta; Charophyceae; Charales; Characeae
Source: the annotation of a GenBank genome assembly